ACCGCAGGGGCGCAGAAGGCCGGGGGCAGCGAGGCCUGGGGUCUCGGGACACAGGCCUGGGCACGCGCAGCCCCCGGGACCCCGUACACGACCCUCGGGGACAUUCGGAAACGUUCGGAAACCUCGCCCUCGUGGCCGUGGGGGGAGCGGCCACGUGACCCGGCCCAGCCAGUCCGAGUGCUGCUGACGUGGCUGCGCGGCCCCGAUGCUUUCCCCCACCCCCAGCGGCUAGGGAAGGGAGGGGCCGGGGGCGACGCCCCCUCCCCCAACGCCUCCUCGGCUUCCGGGGGGGUUGACACCCCGGAUUCCGUGCUCCCCCCCGGCCGGGCCGAGGGCGACUUUGAAGCCCCCCCCCCCGUGGUUCCUGGACCCAGGUUCUCUGCGGCCCAGCAGCCUCCCGCCGGCCCCGCCCGCGCGACCCCUCCCUCCCUGCGCCGACGGCGACGGCGCGACCAGCCUGCCCCGGGCGAUCGGCGGCCGCCCCGAGCCUGCGAGCCCUGGACCCGGCGGGACCUGGAGGUGGGGAGACAGGCGCCCGCACGCCCUUCGGCCUCCCUCGCUCCCGGGAGUCGCCGAGCCACAGCGCAGCCAACUGGCUGGGAGACAUGGCGGGCUGCCCCUUCGCCUUGUCUCGCUGCGGUACUCCACUGCCGGGUGAUGGACGCCUUGGAAAUGGAGUCUGUGACGUCACCCCGGAGCGGACCAAUAGGAGCAGCUCCCGCGGAGAGGCGGCCCGGCCUCCCAGCCUCUGCUUCCUCACGCGCGUGAGCGAGCGAGCACGCGCGGAGGGGGCGGGGGCCGCCGCCAGCCGGGUGGCGCGCAUGAGCGGCGAAGCUCCGCCCCCCCGACUAUAUAUAAAGCGCUGGCGCGGGGCUCGGCGGCGCCAUUUCGCGCUGGAGUGGAGCAGCGUCUAGGACGGGCUGGAGGAUCCUGCCUGCCGACCCAGAGCUUCGCGGGCCGCCGAGCCAAUCCGCGUCCAUCCGCCUGCAAAUGGCCUCCGCCCCCGCCCGCGGCCGGCCCCGGCGGGCAGUGCAGACCCCAUAGAAGCCCCCGCAGCUCCCCUUUCUCGGGCCCCGCCCAGCCCGCGGAGUCUGUCCACUCCGCCCUCGGGAGGAUUUCAAAGAUGGAGGCGGCGGCUCUCUGAAGCCCCUCUCGGUGUUCAUCCGCCUCCAUCGGAGAUCUGACGCAGCGCUCGUUGCCCCCUGCGGCCGCGGCAGGAAGACGGGGCCCCGGUAGACCGGCAGCGGGCGGAAUUGACGGCGGUGCCGCGGAUCGGAGACUGUCGGGGUUUGCAGACUGCUCGCCGGCCGGCAGAGGCCGCCGCCAUUUUCCUGCCGCCGCCGCCUGCGGAGCGCGCCAAGCUGCCGGAGUUGCGCGGAGGGCGGUGCAGGAGACCGCGAUCGCGGCGAGGCUGCCGUCGGGAGGGCCGGGGAGCGCGGCCUCUCCCCCGCUCCCCCGGUUAUGCUGGCCCCGGCGGUGAGCGGCGCCGAGGCCACCCGGACUUGACGCGGCUGAGCGGCGGUUCCCCGAGGUCAAGAUGCUGCAGAACGUGACUCCCCACAAGCUCCCUGGGGAAGGGAAUGCAGGGUUACUGGGGCUGGGCCCAGAGGCAGCAGCACCAGGGAAAAGGAUUCGAAAGCCUUCUCUGCUGUAUGAGGGAUUUGAGAGCCCCACGAUGGCUUCUGUACCAGCUUUACAACUGACCCCUGCCAACCCACCGCCCCCCGAGGUGUCCAAUCCCAAAAAGCCAGGGCGGGUAACAAACCAACUGCAGUACCUGCACAAGGUGGUGAUGAAGGCCCUGUGGAAGCACCAGUUUGCUUGGCCCUUCCGGCAGCCUGUGGACGCUGUGAAGCUGGGUCUGCCGGAUUACCAUAAGAUUAUAAAACAGCCUAUGGACAUGGGUACUAUCAAGAGGAGACUUGAAAACAAUUACUACUGGGCUGCCUCAGAGUGUAUGCAGGACUUCAAUACAAUGUUUACCAACUGUUACAUUUAUAACAAGCCCACCGACGACAUCGUCCUGAUGGCACAGACACUGGAGAAAAUCUUCCUACAGAAAGUGGCAGCUAUGCCACAAGAAGAACAAGAGCUUGUGGUGACCAUCCCUAAGAACAGCCAUAAGAAGGGGGCCAAGUUAGCAGCACUUCAGGGCAAUAUUACCAGUGCCCAUCAGGUGCCUGCGGUUUCUUCUGUGUCGCAUACAGCCCUGUAUACACCACCGCCUGAAAUACCCACCACUGUCCUCAACAUUCCCCACCCAUCAGUCAUCUCUGCUCCCCUUCUGAAGUCCCUGCAUUCUGCUGGACCCCCACUCCUCGCUGUAUCAGCAGCUCCUCCAGCUCAGCCCCUUGCCAAGAAAAAAGGCGUUAAACGGAAAGCAGAUACGACCACCCCUACACCUACAGCCAUCCUGGCUCCUGGCUCCCCAGCUAGUCCUCCUGGGGGUCUUGAGCCAAAGGCAGCGCGGCUUCCUCCUGUGCGUAGAGAGAGUGGCCGCCCAAUCAAACCCCCACGAAAAGACUUGCCUGACUCGCAGCAGCAACACCAGAGCUCUAAGAAAGGAAAGCUGUCAGAACAGCUAAAGCACUGCAAUGGCAUUUUGAAGGAGUUGCUCUCGAAGAAGCAUGCUGCCUAUGCCUGGCCUUUCUAUAAACCAGUGGAUGCUUCUGCUCUUGGCCUUCACGAUUACCAUGACAUCAUUAAGCAUCCCAUGGACCUCAGCACUGUCAAGCGGAAGAUGGAGAAUCGUGAUUAUCGAGAUGCACAGGAGUUCGCUGCUGAUGUUCGACUCAUGUUCUCCAACUGCUAUAAGUACAAUCCUCCUGACCACGAUGUCGUGGCCAUGGCACGAAAGUUACAGGAUGUGUUUGAGUUCCGCUAUGCCAAGAUGCCCGAUGAGCCACUGGAACCAGGGCCUUUACCGGUCUCUACCGUCUUGCCUCCUGGGUUGGCCAAAUCAUCUUCAGAGUCUUCAAGUGAGGAAAGUAGCAGUGAGAGCUCCUCUGAGGAAGAGGAGGAAGAGGAUGAUGAAGAUGAGGAAGAGGAGAGUGAGAGCUCAGACUCUGAGGAAGAAAGGGCUCAUCGCCUGGCAGAGCUGCAGGAGCAGCUUCGAGCAGUACAUGAACAACUGGCUGCCCUAUCCCAAGGCCCAAUAUCUAAGCCCAAGCGGAAGAGAGAGAAAAAGGAGAAAAAGAAGAAACGGAAGGCAGAGAAACAUCGGGGCCGAGUUGGGAUUGAUGAAGACGACAAGGGGUCUCGGGCACCUCGACCGCUUCAGCCCAAGAAAUCUAAGAAAGCCGGGGGUGGCAGUUCUGCUAUGCUAGGCCACUCUGGCUUUGGGACUUCUGGAGGAAGUAGCAACAAGUUGCCUAAAAAGGCCCAAAAGACAGCCCCACCUGUCCUGCCCACUGGUUAUGAUUCGGAGGAGGAGGAAGAAAGCAGGCCCAUGAGUUAUGAUGAAAAGAGGCAGUUAAGCCUGGAUAUCAACAAACUACCUGGGGAGAAGUUGGGUCGAGUUGUACAUAUCAUCCAAGCCAGGGAACCCUCUUUACGUGAUUCAAAUCCAGAAGAAAUCGAGAUUGAUUUCGAAACACUCAAGCCAUCCACACUCAGAGAGCUUGAGCGAUACGUUUUAUCCUGCCUUCGGAAGAAACCCCGGAAGCCCUACACUAUUAAGAAACCUGUGGGAAAGACAAAGGAGGAGCUAGCUUUGGAGAAAAAGCGGGAAUUAGAGAAGCGGUUGCAGGACGUCAGUGGACAGCUCAACUCCACCAAAAAACCUCCCAAAAAAGCGAGUGAGAAAACGGAGUCUUCAUCUGCACAGCAAGUCGCAGUGUCCCGGCUCAGCGCUUCCAGCUCCAGCUCAGACUCCAGCUCCUCUUCUUCGUCGUCCUCUUCUUCAGACACCAGCGAUUCAGACACGGGCUAAGGGGUCAGGCCAGAUGGGGCAGGAAGGCUCCGCAGGACCGGACCCCUGUACCACCCUUCCCCACCACUGUCCCCUUGCUGUGACACUUCUUCAUCUCCCUCCAUAGGAGAGCUGGCUCUGCAGUGGGAGGAUGCAGGGACACGGACAGAACCAGACUGGCUGCUAGCCCUUUGGGGAAUGACCUCUUGGGUGUAGUGUCCCUGUUCAGGAUGAUGGGGGUGGGCAAGGGUAUGGGUGGGAGUGGGCAUAGGCCUGGCACGAGGCCACCUAAGGCCAUAGCUGUCCUGUUCACUUCUAAGGGCCCUGUUUUGAGGUUUUAAUUUAUUUAAGCUAGGUGAGGCUGUGAGGAAGGAGCACCAUGGCCCUCCCUCCAGCCUCCAUGGGGAGGGAAGAAGAGGGAGCUCCUUUUUUUACGUUGACUUUUUUUUUCUACUCUUCCCUUUUCCUUCUACUCCAUUUGGGGCCUGGGGAUUUGAGUCACCUCUCCAUUUGGCUCCCUGGACUAUCUUUUCUUUCUCUUGAUUCUAACUUGUAAAUAAAGAAAAUAUUAUUGAA
Messenger RNA from Microtus oregoni (creeping vole), 4486 nucleotides. RefSeq names its product bromodomain containing 2 (gene Brd2). The record is from RefSeq and is a predicted model, not a curated record. The transcript is spliced from 13 exons. Gene Ontology annotation, biological process: chromatin remodeling; regulation of DNA-templated transcription. Gene Ontology annotation, cellular component: nucleus; chromatin. NCBI's taxonomy places the organism in Eukaryota, Metazoa, Chordata, Mammalia, Rodentia, Cricetidae. Bases 1538 to 3931 code for a protein of 797 amino acids.